AUGCAACUGAGAACUCCUGCUCCACAAACUCAUUUCUAUUUGUCAUCACCUCCUGCUCUUUACUCUGCUUUCUCCUUUCUUUCUUCUCCUACUCCUUCUCCUCACACUGAUUACUCUUUGUCACUUCCUGUUUCUACUACCUUUUGUCUCUACUUCCUAUUCCUUCUCCAUACAACUGUCUUUUCCUCUGGUCUCUCUUUUGCUACUGUUUACAUCUUAGCUGAUUUCUCCUUGUCACCCUACUCUUCUCACCCUGUCUUCUCCUUGCCAGCAAUUCCCUUUUGCUCAUUGCAUUCUCCCUUUACCUCUGCCUACUCCUCUUCCUUGCACCAAUUUUCCCUUUCUCUCUUUCCCUCUGCUUACUUGUUCUCCUCUGAUAAUGCCUCCUUCUCUGGUUUUUCUUUACCUCUGCCUACUCUAACUCUCAUCUCCCUGGUUUCUCCUUGCUUCUACUUACUUUUUCUCCUUGUCACUGCCUCCUCCUCAUCACCCUCAUUAAAUUUCACCUCUGGUUAUUCUUUUUUCUUUCUCUCUUCACUUAUGCCUACUCCUCCCUCUAGUUUCUCUUCACCUAUGCCUACUCCUACUCCUUUCUCUUCACCUAUGCCUACUCCUCCUCACUCUGGUUUCUCUUCACCUAUGCCUACUCCUCCUCAUUCUGGUUUCUCUUCACCUAUGCCUACUCCUCCUCACUCUGGUUUCUCUUCACCUAUGCCUACUCCUCCUCACUCUGGUUUCUCUUCACCUAUGCCUACUGCCUACUCCUUCUCCUUACCACUGCCUCCUUCUCUUCACUUUGUUCUUUGUUCUCUUCUUUCCUUUUUCCUUUUCUCCUUUCUUCUCCCCAUCCUUUUUCUUUCUUUUCUUCUCCCUUCUUUUCUUUUUCACCUUCUUUCUUUAUUUCCUUACUUCUUUCCUUUCUUUAAUCUCACCUUUCUUUCUUUUCUUGCUCUCCUUUCUUCUUUAAUUUUGCCUUUCUUUCCUUCUUUCUUUUAA
Acanthosepion pharaonis is the source of this 996-nucleotide messenger RNA. Lineage: Eukaryota; Metazoa; Mollusca; Cephalopoda; Sepiida; Sepiidae. The record is from the annotation of a GenBank genome assembly.